AUGGCUGCAGCGCAACCAACUCCAAUUAGAAGAAGGUCAACAAUUGUUGACAGUUUGAAAAGAACAGAAACAUUUAGACAGAUUUCAAAAUUUAGUUGGUGGGACUCAGAAAUGAAAAGGGAAAGGUUGAAAGUUUAUUCAACUUUUUUAAGAAAUUAUUUAAUCUUAUCAGUUAUCUUGACUGUGAUUUUGAGUAUUUAUUGGGGGUCUUAUUAUAAAAGGGAACAACAUUAUGAUAAUUUUAGGAUAUUGGUUGUUAAUGGAGAUCAAUCUGAAAUAAAUGGAGUUCAGCCAUUAGUUGGGAAAACAAUUGAAGGUGUUGCAUCUAAUCCAAGGAUCCAAAGUAUUGGUAAAUGGUUACCAGGAAAUUUCACUAGAGAGGAAACAAUAGAGGAAGUUCAUAAGCAACGUUAUUGGGCUGCAAUUUACGUUAAGCCUAAUAUUAGUUAUCAGCUAUAUGAAGCUAUAAGUCAAAACAACACCCAGUUCAAUGUCACUGAGAACUUGGUGGAGGUUAUUUAUGAAACUGGUCGUGAUUUAUUAACAAUGCAGUCAUAUGUUAUGACAAUUUUGAAGAAUUUCGAAAAGGCUUUCAUUCAAGGUUUUAAACAAACAUACCCAGUACUACUACAAGAGCUACCAGAUGAUGCUAAAACAAAUGCAAUUAGCUUUUUGUCAAAACCACCAACUUUUUACUAUUAUGAUCAUAGACCUGUUUUAUCAUCUGUUUUAUUAGCCCCAUUACAAUUAGGGUUGACUUAUCUUGUUGUGUUUGCAUUUUUCCAAUUCAUAAUGACCAUCAAGAUUCAAUUAUUUUUAGCUACAAAAGUUCAAGGUUUCAAAUAUAUCCUGUUGAGAAUUUUUAUAUCACAAGUUUCUUAUGUUGUGAUCUCAUUAGCCUAUGUUGUUUUGAAUGCAGCUUACAAACUAGAUUAUAAGGCCACUUUUGGGCAUUCAGGAUUCUUGGUCCUUUGGUCAAUCUCAUACUUAACCAUGGCUUCAUUGGGUGGAUUGAAUGAGAAUGUUGCGUUAUUAUGUUUUACAUAUUUCCCACCGUUAGUUGGUGGUUGGUUGGUGUUAUUAAUGGCAACAAAUGUGGCACCAACAGUGAGUCCAAUGGCGUUGACAAACCAUUUUUUCAGAUAUGGAUAUGCCCUACCUAUUCACAACAGUUAUGAAUUGGUUAAAGUUGUUUUCUGUAAUACUUAUAAGGGCCAAAUGGGUAGAAAUUUUGGUAUACUGAUUGCUUGGGUUGUGCUAUCCAAUCUGAUGAUCCCCUUCACUAUGAUCCAUGUUUCCAAAGUGAAAGCUAGAAGAGACAGAGAGGCCAAAGAACGAGCAUUAGAAGGGAAAUGA
Molecule: messenger RNA, 1356 nt
Organism: Hansenula anomala
Lineage: Eukaryota; Fungi; Ascomycota; Saccharomycetes; Phaffomycetales; Wickerhamomycetaceae
Product: SNG1 family protein
Exons: 1
Coding region: 1-1356 (451 amino acids)
Cellular component (GO): membrane
Source: RefSeq, a predicted model, not a curated record